AUGUCUCCAAGUCGUGACGCCUCCUGGCAGCCCACCUCGGAGUCGUCCUUGUGGGGUACGGACAAGGAUGACCUUGAGCAGCUUUUUGUCAAUGCUAUCAGACAAGUGUUGUCCAAGAUGCCCGUUGCGCCUGCCUUCUCAUCCAAAAAAUCCCAGCCUACCACUACAAGCCUACUAACAGACCUUCUGGAGGCCUUUCAGGCCACACCAUCAUCUGCUGCUACUACUGGACACUCAACAUCAGUGUCUGUUGUCGUUGAGAAGGACAAUCAUCUUCAUCUGCCUUGCGAUAGUCAGGGCAUGACACCCCCUAACAGCCCCUGCAUCACCCCUUCGGAGCCUGCCGCAGUUUUCCAGCUGAAAGAGCCCACUGAUCUCCUCAUCCAUGCUGCCGAUGACCCCAGAGCAUAUUCAGUCUCUGCAGAGAAGCUACGACCCACUGCAAGCGACUGCAGGGUCUCAGGAAAUUCAAAAUCGUCAAUGACUCUCAACAAGGAUAUGCAAGAUCAAGAUCUUGGGCUAGCGAAGUGUGGCCAAUUGACGCCGAACACAGUUGAUACCGCUGCGACAGGUGGACAACGACUGGUGGCAGGCGCUCGGGUUUCAAAUGUGGAGGAGAGAAAAGCCCCUAGAGUCUGCGACAUAAAGAAAAGUCAGCCUCAGCUUAAUGCAGAUGAGCUUGAGAAGCUGUUGGCGAACGUUGCCGACACGAGAGGCCAGGCUGACUCUUCUAACACGGCAGAUGCUCUUGGCUUCUAUGAGGCUUGUGAGAUCGGGAUAAAAUGA
This is a messenger RNA of Aspergillus fischeri NRRL 181, 786 nucleotides long. RefSeq lists its product as uncharacterized. The transcript has 2 exons. NCBI's taxonomy places the organism in Eukaryota, Fungi, Ascomycota, Eurotiomycetes, Eurotiales, Aspergillaceae. The record is from RefSeq and is a predicted model, not a curated record. The coding region runs from base 1 to 786 and encodes 261 amino acids.